GGAUGUGUCGUGUGAAAGUGCAGUAUUUAAAGGGACAUUUGUUGGUCCCUGCAGCACACUGCUGAAGACCGCCGGCUUCGCUAUGAAAAUCAUUUCGAUCUGCAUCCUCGCUAUACUGGCGUGUGCGCAAGCAGCGCCACAGGGGCUAGGAAUCGCGUCAGCCGACGGCGUCCAGUCGGCGGUGAGAGGCGCCGGUGGGCAGGCGGCGGCGGCGGGCUCGGCGGUGCAGGGCGCCGAGGGGCAGGCCACGGCCGCCGCCGGCGCCGCCACCGGGCAGGUCGCCUCCGUCACUGCUCUGGCCCAGCAAGGCUUGGGCCAGGUGAGCGCCGCCGGCGGAGUGGCCCCUAGAAUCCCCCCCAUUGGGCCCCCAUCUUUGCCAACACCAGGAGCGCCAAGCCUGCCAGGCAUCCCCAACAACGUAGGUGUGCCAGGACUGCCAAGCUUGCCAAGCGAGCCCGCCGACGUAGGCGUGCCCGACGAAGGCGUACCAUCUUUGUAAGGAGUAGGUUUUUAGAAACAUGAAAAACAUUGUCUGUUUACAUGCCAGAAAAAAAUACCUAUUCCUGAACUGAAAUUGUAGUUUCAAUAAAAAAUCAUUUGAUGUCAA
Molecule: messenger RNA, 607 nt
Organism: Ostrinia furnacalis (Asian corn borer)
Lineage: Eukaryota; Metazoa; Arthropoda; Insecta; Lepidoptera; Crambidae
Product: elastin-like
Exons: 2
Coding region: 83-499 (138 amino acids)
Source: RefSeq, a predicted model, not a curated record